Molecule: messenger RNA, 1242 nt
Organism: Symbiodinium natans
Lineage: Eukaryota; Dinophyceae; Suessiales; Symbiodiniaceae
Source: the annotation of a GenBank genome assembly
AUGGAGCAAGUAGCUCUCUCGGAGCCAGCGGCGUCUUGCGCGGAUCUCCGUGCAGGGGAGGGCAAAGUCGGGCACCAGGAAGAUUUUGGGGCGCUGGAGCACUUGGAGCCCGCGAGCAUCCCGAGGACCGCCUCUGGCACCAUCGAGCCCCUCUCGCCCCGCAGUUCCUGCAGUGAUAGCACGCCUCUGAGCCUCCGCAACCUUGCCAACCUCGACUUCCCUGAGCAGGCGCAGAGCUUCUUGAGGCAAGAUUCACCAUGGUCUCAGUCAUCCGACGGCUCCGAUGAGUGCGCUCCUUUCUCGAAGCGUGCUGCGAGAAGGUUGAAAUCCAAGCUUAUGAAGAUCGAGGACGACCUUCCGCUGCUGGAGCAUGAGCCUGCGAUCAUCCCGAGGACCGCCUCCGGCAGCCUGGAACCCACGCCUUGCUCGCCCAGCCUCUCGCCCCGGAGUUCCUGCAGUGAUGGCAUGCCUCUGACUCUCCGCAACCUUGCCAGCCUGGACCUCCCGGAGCAGGCGCAGAGCUUCUCGAGGCAAGCUUCACCAUGGUCUCAGUCAUCCGACGGCUCCGAUGACGCUCCUGUCUCGAGGCGUGCUUCGAGAAGGUUGAAAUCCCAGCUUGUGAAGAUUGAGGAGUCUGAGAAGAGUGACCUGUCCAUCGAGUUGGGCGACGUGGUUCAGGUCAAGGUCCCCGGGCACUUGCAGCACGUUCUCCACGAUGAGUGCUCCCUUCCCAAAGACAAGGAGCCCAAGAAGAUGUUCGAGAGCUCUUGGAACCUGGGGGGCGAGCAGCUCCUGGCCGACGGACAACCUGAUCGCGAGAUGCACCAGGACAUGCUUCCUCCAGGAACCACAGCAACUGACAGCCUCCUUGACCCGGAAAUCGAGGGAGACCGAGGGUCAUCCGUUGGCACCGACCUGCCAUGGAUUUGGCGGCGUGGGGGCGAGCUGCGCAGCUGCGAAGCCAGGGGAUUCCGGGAAGAGGCGGGGCAGCUCAUUGGGCGGCAAGACACUAGCUGUGAGAGUCGAGGCAAUGCCGUGGAGAGCCCCUCCAAGGUGGGAGUGUACCUCUCCGAUGGGAGGCUGGUCGCCAGUUCCCAGGUCCUUCCCGUCCCGACGGCCCUGCCGGAUAACGCCUGGCUCUCCUUUCCACUGCGAGGCCACGACAAGGAGCUGCGGACCCUCCAAGAGCUGGAUCAUGUUUGGCUGGUCUUCAACACGCCCGAACCUUGGGGACCAAAAUGA